UUGUAGGUCACACCAAAAAUGAGUUUUAAAACCGCGCCAAAAAUUUCUCAGCGCGAGAAAUUCGAAUUAAUUAACUCAGAAGUGCGUUCCUUUUAUGAAUAUUGUAAGGAAGCCGGAAUUAGCGAUGAAGAGAUGGACAUCAUAUGUCGCCCUUUGACGAACGCUGUACGGAAGGCGUCAAUCAAAAGAUGGACCAGGGCCUUCCUGGUUCUUGUAAUGAUAAUAGCGAUUGGAUAUACUGUGAGCCAGACCGAUACUUUUCAAUGGCAUGCUACGGCAAUCGCAAGAAUAACAUUGAUAAAGUUACUACCGGUCUGGGAUUGGACGCCUCUGUAUUAUAAUAAGUGUCUCAUUGAAAGAUCGCAGCCGCAGAAUCUGGAUAAUGAUGUUGUUUCAACGUCUGAUUGUAUUACAUGUGAAACGAUAAGAAACAUCGCUCGAGUAUCAGAUACGACUUACAACGAGGUUUUCAACCAUCACUUGCUCAGAGGUGCACCAGUGAUCGUCACGGAUGCCUAUUACGAUUGGUCAGUCUCCGAACUGAACAUAACUAAUUUCAUUAGCAGUGAUGACAGACUCCGAGAUUCCGUUCCCUGCAGGAUCCUCACAAACAUACGUAUUGGUAAACAGCCUAUGGACUUAGAAGAAGUAGUUACCAGAAUAACUAACACCGACAUACCGAGCUGGUUUGUUCAUUUCCAGAACUGCGAUAUUCGGGCAGUGAAAUCCCUCAGAAUCCUUGCCCCGAGGCCUUACUUCCUCGCCCCCCACAUUCCCCCAUCACACUUUAAUUGGCUGUUGUUAUCGAAGAACUACGAUACCCAUAGAUUUAAGCACUUGGAACUUGACAUAGGUCUGAUUAUUAUGUCUCAGUUGAGGGGAAAAACGUACGUUCAAUUGAGACCAAGAGCCCCCUGUGAAGACAUCUGUUAUACUUUGAAUGUUCAGUUGAAUGAGGGCGAUACCCUGGUCCUGAGCAAUUCUCUGUGGGAAUUGGACUAUUUUCCGGGGAAGGGCGAAAACAUGGCGAUGAUCACUGAGACGGACUGGAUCGAGUCAUAAUACACGUACUUAUCUGUAGCGGAAAAAUUAUAAUAGCGUUUCAUGUCAUAUUCACGUAGAUUAAAAAGUUAGCACGUUUUUGAAAUGGCACUCUCUUCGUAGUAUAUUUAAAUGUUUUCUAAGCACGUAUUCAAAGGUUAUAAUAUAUAUAUUCAUUGACAAGGAACUUCUAAUUACAGACGCGUAAUAUGAAAAUAAAACAUUUAUUCUAAACUAAUGGUUUUACCAUUAAUCCGACUAAAAUGUUGCCAGUAUAAAAAAUAAUGUGCAAAAGAAUAUAACAAAGUAUUUUAAGAGAAUUUGUAAAACGGUGUUAUGUCAAAAUAAAGUUAAAUUUUUUUAGGCUCUUUGAAAAGAAAGCGUUAUCUGUUCUCUCGUGGAAAUUUAAAUAUAUAAACGCUCUCUAAGCGCGACAUUUAAUUUUAUCUGAUUACAACAAAAAUAAUGUUUUUAAUUAAUUUGAAAUUUAAAGGUCGCCUCAUACAACAAUCAAAAUUUCGCAAUUUUUUUUUCUAAGCGCUUAAAAUUUACGACACAAAAGUCGCCUCCACUAGACUAUUUUAAGCUCGGCGUUAAUGUCAGUUAGUCAAGUUUUGCCUUAUACAUGUAUUGUUCUAGUUGUAGUAAACUGUUGCUGUUUUUUUAUA
Vanessa atalanta (red admiral) is the source of this 1709-nucleotide messenger RNA. RefSeq lists its product as uncharacterized. Bases 19 to 1062 code for a protein of 347 amino acids. Lineage: Eukaryota; Metazoa; Arthropoda; Insecta; Lepidoptera; Nymphalidae. The record is from RefSeq and is a predicted model, not a curated record. The transcript is spliced from 2 exons.